AUGAAUCGUGCUUCGUCUGAUAUAUUGAAGAUCAUGUUUAUUGGUAGUGCAAUCUACACAGAAUUCAACCUGGAUCUAAUAAGCGGCAAAGAAUUUGAGUACUUGUUCCAAUUUAAUUUAUUGGCGAUUGUGAUUCUGUCCCAGGGAAAGUGCGGCCUCUCUAGUUGCACUACUUGCUACCUGCUGGCCAUGGCCGCGGCAGACAUGCUGGUCAUCAGCUUUGACAUCAUACUGUUUAGACUCUGUUUUUAUUAUUUUCCACGAUCCUUCCUGGAAAUCACCCCUGUGUGUAGUAUUAUCACUGUUCUGCUUUAUGCAGCAACCGACUGUUCUGUCUGGUUCACAAUCACUUUCACAUGUGAUCGAUUUGUGGCCGUUUGCUGCCAAAAAUUGAAACAAAAAUAUUGUACAGAGAAAAUGGCGGUUGUGAUACUAUCAACAACAUGUAUUCUGCUUUGUUUAAAAGACAUCACCUUGUACUUUAGAUUUGAACCUGGAGAGAUAAUUGACAAUGUCCCCUGGUUCUGUAAAGACAAACGAAGCUAUUAUACUGAUCCUGGAUGGAUAGGAUUUAAUUGGUUUGAGACUAUUCUAACCCCAUUGAUUCCAUAUGGUUUAAUUUUGUUGCUCAAUGCCUUGACUGUGAGACAUGUACUAGUGGCCAGUCGUGUACGUAAAGAGCUAAAAUGUCAGAGUAAGGGAGAGAAUUCCAGUGAUCCAGAGAUGGAAAGCAGAAGGAAGUCUUUGAUUUUACUCUUCACCAUGUCUGGCAACUUUAUAAUUUUGUGGUUUGUAUAUGUUUUAAACAUCUUAUAUUAUAAAAUUUCAGGUAUCAAUCCAAAAAAUUACAGUAAUUCUUUAUAUAUGUUUGAGCAAGUUGGAGUAAUGCUGUUGGAAUUGAGCUGCUGCACUAAUACAUUUAUUUAUGGAAUGACUCAGUCCAAGUUCAGACAGAAGUUGAAGAUAAUGAUUAAAUAUCCAGCCACAGUGAUGUUUCCAAUAAGCAAUACACAAAACAACUGA
Rhincodon typus (whale shark) is the source of this 1023-nucleotide messenger RNA. Its product is annotated as probable G-protein coupled receptor 139. The transcript has 2 exons. Bases 1 to 1023 code for a protein of 340 amino acids. Gene Ontology annotation, biological process: G protein-coupled receptor signaling pathway. NCBI's taxonomy places the organism in Eukaryota, Metazoa, Chordata, Chondrichthyes, Orectolobiformes, Rhincodontidae. Gene Ontology annotation, cellular component: membrane. The record is from RefSeq and is a predicted model, not a curated record. Gene Ontology annotation, molecular function: G protein-coupled receptor activity.